Molecule: messenger RNA, 315 nt
Organism: Plasmopara halstedii
Lineage: Eukaryota; Oomycota; Peronosporomycetes; Peronosporales; Peronosporaceae
Exons: 2
Coding region: 1-315 (104 amino acids)
Source: RefSeq, a predicted model, not a curated record
AUGGAUCGGCUGGAGCAAGGUGGGGCUUUCGAGUAUCGAGAGCUGCUGUCUGGACGGAGAGAACACAUUUCAGCUGAUGGUACAAUCGACAUUCCACGGUCACAGCAGUCUCGGCAAGUAGCAGAGCGGGUUGAAGUCGGUCAACAUGCAUAUCAGCUGCACUUCGGUGGAUUCCAGAUGACCGUGGGAACAAUGCCUGGCAACAUCAUGGACGGGAUGGCAGAUGAUUUGACGAAACUGGGUCCGAAUGGCAAUCGACUCUACUUCUUGUUUCCGCCACUCCACUGCAAAAUUUUCAUCAACAGGACACUUUAA